Messenger RNA from Effrenium voratum, 1846 nucleotides. The record is from the annotation of a GenBank genome assembly. Lineage: Eukaryota; Dinophyceae; Suessiales; Symbiodiniaceae.
AGGGGCAUUUCGGCUCGACGCGCUACUGGCCCAAGCGAGCCAUGGGCAUCCUGCGGCAGCUGAGCUUCUGGAAACGCGGCAACUCCAAGCUGGUGCCCUUCGACGAGCGAAGCGAAAGCCGAGUGCCCGAGGUGAAGGCGGACCUGAAGAGCGCCUUCAGCAGCUGUGACACACGCCUCGAGGUGCAGCGGUUUCGCACCUCGACUCCGGCUUCAAGUCCCUCAGAGUCGACCUGCUCCGGAGCCAGCGAGAGCCCAGCGGACGCGGAGGUCGAGCCCUCGGCCUCCGGAGAAAGCGCGGCCUUCUCGCCUUUCGACCUCGUCGACUUCAAUGCCUCACAGCAAGAGAUCUCUCGGGCUGUGGCACAUGAGUUUGGCGAAGAGGUCGCGAGUUCGCUGCAAUCCACGAAGUGGGACAAGCGCCUGCGAUCGCUGCAGUCGAUCUCCUCCAUGCUUGCGGGCCGCGAUUUGGAGGGUGGGAAGACCACGAAGAGCCGCACGGAGGACUUCUGGGAAGUUCCGGCCUGGCGCGCCAGCUGCCUGGUAUUGCACCAGGUGCUGCGGGACAAGGUGAUCCCGGUGAACUUAGCCGCGCUGGAGCUCUUCAGGGACACCUUCGAAGAUUUGGACGAAGCCGAGCCAGAGGUUCGCCACGCCGUGGGGGUGUUGAUCGACCAGGUGACGUCUCGGCUCGGGGACUCCAAUGUGCGUCUGCACGAAGCGGCGCGCCGGGACGUGGUCUUCGCGGCCCGGCUGCUGGGCUUGCCGGACCUGCUCCGGCGACUGCGCUCGCGCCUGGAGGAGGCCAAGGGAAACGAGCGCAACAAGGUGCACUUCGGAGUGCUCGACACGGUGUCUGCGCUGCUGCGGGCGGAGUCUGGUUGGGCAGUGGAGGACAUCACGGGCUUCAUCACUCUGGGCCUUGAGGAGACCUCGGGGCCCAGGAUCCGCAAAGCCGCCAUCUCGCUGGCGGAGACCGUGUACCGGCUGCGUGGCGCAGAGAGCGCGGAGGUGCUGUUUGCCAACCUGCGCUCCGCCAAGCGGAAUCUGCUGCGGCAGCGUUUUGAGGAGGUGGAUGAGGAGCAGCGGAGCGAGGAAGGCGGCGAGGAGCGCCCGGAUCUGGACGACUUCCUCUGCGCGGCGCCGAUCCGGGCCUUGGCUUCCGCUUCGGCUUCGGCUGCCCUGCCCGGCGCUGUGCCGCAAGGUGAGGAGGAGAGCCUCAUGGACGGCAUUCUCGAGGAGACCGGCCUGGUCUUCCAGGGAGCAGGCAUCGCCAACGAGCGCCGCGGGAGGAAGUCGGUGUCCUUCUGCCAGUUUCCGGACGAUGUUGUGGAAGUCGAGCAUGCGGUGGAUGAGGACCUCUUGGAGCACGAGGCCAGUUCCUUAGGCCUCACCGAUCUCGAAGAUGAGGAGGCCAUACUCCGAGAGAUUUUAAUGGACAGCGAGGAGGAGAGUGACUUUGACUGAGGAGGCUACGGCACCGUGCAAAAGGACGACGGGAUUUGGUCUCAGGUGCCCUGCGCUUCUCAAAAUUCACUUUUGCCGAUCUUAGAUGCGUCACCCUCUCCAAGAGAGCGGUCUAGAUGAUGCAGCCUGCGUAUUCCUUGCAGCAGUCCUCGAGCUCCCGGAGUUCUAUGCCCGCUGGGUCCCAGUGCAGAAAAUAUCCUUGCCAGUUGCCCAGUGGGUUGCUUGGGGCGGAUGAGCAAAUGGAAGAUGACUCUCCCGGCGGAAGCUAUGAACUUCAGUGGCUCUUUGGACAUGCGCGUGCCUAGCACAAGUUGGCUCGGCCGCCAGGGACCGAGGAGCCGAGAGUCAGGUGGUGUUUUUUCGCUUUUUGCGGCGAGGGC